AUGCCCCGUUAUGAAGAUUCAAAGACUCCAACGGCAACCUCAAGGUCACAGCGUGUGAACUUUUACGAUAACGACGCAGAAGAUUACCCUAUACAUAUAGAAAUACCGAGAUUGAGACAGACGUUCCCAAGGUCACAUCGUCAUGAACGUGCACCUUUUUUAAAACCACGCGAUGUGUUUGAACGUCUCACAGAUCAUCGUUUCUUUACAGGCGCACAUCGGCAUAGGUUUGAUGAAAACGGCAACGGUCGUGGCCUAGCUGGUCGUGAAGAAGUUUACAUCUUUGAUGGUAAUACUGAAUCCACUUCCAGGAUCCACGAAGUAUACUCUACGGUCAUCAGACGCCCUCAUAAGACAGUCAUUCCUUAUGGGACAUUGGGUGUUCAGAAGUUUGGGGUACAAAUCGCAACACCCAAAUUGAUGUGGCUAUAUCGCAACGGUGAUAAGUAUCACGACGGGAUAGCAUUCUAUGUUAGACCAUUUAUCAAAAACGUGGACAUGCUGUUCUUCUAUAUCUCAAAGGAACUGCCGUUAAUAGCAGGACCAGUACGACGUAUAUAUGAUCAGAAUUUACGACUGGUGACAUCUAUUGAGGAGAUUGUGGACGGUGCCAAGUACCUCUGUACAUCGGGUAGGUUCUAUAUGAUUAACAUAAAAGUGACCUUAGGCGAGCCUCCAGCACCAGCGCACAGACUCCAUAAAUUUAUGGAUGAAUGGGUGAUUCAACGGUUUGCACACUGA
Molecule: messenger RNA, 741 nt
Organism: Babesia sp. Xinjiang
Lineage: Eukaryota; Apicomplexa; Aconoidasida; Piroplasmida; Babesiidae
Gene: dcx
Product: Protein doublecortin
Exons: 1
Coding region: 1-741 (246 amino acids)
Biological process (GO): intracellular signal transduction; microtubule polymerization
Molecular function (GO): tubulin binding
Source: RefSeq, a predicted model, not a curated record